AUAGAGACUGCAGCUCGGCAGACGCUUGUCAGAUUAGCAAAUCUGCUACUUAGCCAGUAACCACUCAGUUUUUAUCAUCGAUUAAAAUAAUAAAAGCUCCGUCCAACAGCUUUUUAACCAUGGCAUCCAUUUUAGAUGCUCUUUGGGAGGACAGAGACGUUCGUUUUGACAUAACCACACUGCAGAUGAAAACUCGGCCUGGCGAAGUGCUCAUAGACUGCCUCGACUCUAUCGAAGACACAAAAGGAAAUAACGGAGAUAGAGGCCGACUCUUGGUGACAAACCUGAGAAUUAUUUGGCAUUCUUUGGCUUUUCCAAGAGUGAAUUUGUCUGUGGGAUACAACUCCAUCAUUAACAUCACAACAAGAACAGCAAACUCCAAACUUCGAGGCCAAACCGAAGCCCUUUACAUCCUGACCAAGUCCAACAACACAAGAUUUGAGUUCAUCUUCACCAAUGUGGUCCCAGGAAGCCCCCGCCUCUUUACAUCUGUUAUUGCUGUGCACAGAGCCUACGAAACAUCUAAAAUGUAUCGAGACCUGAAACUGCGAGCAGCGCUUAUUCAAAACAAGAACCUGCGACUUUUACCUCGGGAGCAAGUCUACGACAAAAUCAAUGGCGUCUGGAAUUUAUCCAGUGAUCAGGGAAACCUAGGAACCUUAUUUGUCACCAAUGUGCGGAUUGUAUGGCAUGCCAACAUGAAUGAAAGCUUCAACGUCAGCAUUCCUUACCUCCAGAUUUGGUCCAUCCGAAUUAGAGAUUCCAAAUUUGGCUUGGCUUUGGUGAUUGAAAGCUCCCGCCAGAGUGGCGGUUAUGUGCUGGGGUUCAAGAUUGACCCUGUGGAGAAGCUUCAAGAUGCUCUGAAAGAAAUCAACUCGCUACAUAAAGUAUACUCCGUCAACCCCAUCUUUGGAGUGGACUACGAAAUGGAAGAAAAGCCACUGCCACUGGAAGAAGUGACGCAGGAGCAACCUCUCGAUGACGUGGAAAUCGAGCCGGAUGAGCAGACGGAUGCUUUCGCUGCGUACUUCGCUGACAGCAACAAGCAACAAGACCGCGAGCCCGUUUUUUCCGAGGACCUCGGUCUCGCCAUUGAGAAGCUGAGGGAUGGAUUUACGCUUCAAGGAUUGUGGGAAGUCAUGAGCUAAAAUAUACAUUAUUUAUCCGUGUAGAUAUUGUGAUUACAGAAAGUACAUUUGUAUAGUUUUUAUAGUAUAUAAAUAUUUACUGUCCACAUGA
Messenger RNA from Syngnathus typhle (broad-nosed pipefish), 1239 nucleotides. It is a transcript of the gene bbs5, whose product is annotated as Bardet-Biedl syndrome 5. The record is from RefSeq and is a predicted model, not a curated record. Gene Ontology annotation, biological process: cilium assembly; intracellular transport. Gene Ontology annotation, molecular function: phosphatidylinositol-3-phosphate binding. Gene Ontology annotation, cellular component: ciliary basal body; BBSome. The transcript is spliced from 12 exons. Bases 120 to 1148 code for a protein of 342 amino acids. NCBI's taxonomy places the organism in Eukaryota, Metazoa, Chordata, Actinopteri, Syngnathiformes, Syngnathidae.